AGUAUGGUCCCUACUAGAACGAAUAAUAAAAUUAUUGUCAGUCUAUACACGUGUUUGACCUAUGAUGUUUCAAAACAUAAUGGCUAGUAGUCGAAAUAACGUUCUUAGCCUUUAUCGAAAUUUAAUUCGAGAAAGUAAAAAAUGGAAUUCUUAUAAUUAUCGGAUGUAUGCUUUGCGUAAAAUUCGACACGAAUUCCAUGAAAAUAAAACUCUACAGGAUAAGGAAAAGAUUAAUGAAUGUUGUGAAAAAGGAAAGGAAGCACUUGAAAUUAUCAAAAGACAAGCACUUAUUGGAAAUCUUUAUAGUACCAGACCACUUAUUAUUGAAACUAUGAAGAAUAAAAGUGAAUUGAGCUGUAAAGAUCCAAAAUAAGGUUAAAGAAAUGUUGUAUGAAGAAGACUUCAAUGAUGAAUGUUAAACAAGAAACUGUUAUUUAUUAUUACUCAAUUGGAAAUAAGUAUAAAUAGUACAAAUUAAACAAAUGUACAUAUGGUAUUAAAAAUAUUCAACAAUUAAAAAAAA
Molecule: messenger RNA, 523 nt
Organism: Osmia lignaria (orchard mason bee)
Lineage: Eukaryota; Metazoa; Arthropoda; Insecta; Hymenoptera; Megachilidae
Gene: bcn92
Product: LYR motif-containing protein bcn92
Biological process (GO): iron-sulfur cluster assembly
Cellular component (GO): L-cysteine desulfurase complex; mitochondrion
Source: RefSeq, a predicted model, not a curated record